Molecule: messenger RNA, 2355 nt
Organism: Populus nigra (black poplar)
Lineage: Eukaryota; Viridiplantae; Streptophyta; Magnoliopsida; Malpighiales; Salicaceae
Exons: 9
Coding region: 333-2252 (639 amino acids)
Molecular function (GO): zinc ion binding
Source: RefSeq, a predicted model, not a curated record
CACCACACAGCCUGAUUGGCACCUUCCACACAACACAGCCACUGAAACUCCAAAACUGAACUGGACAAGAAGAUUAUCAAAACUCCAUAUCCAAAAAUCCCCCCCCCCCUUUUAAUUUGAACCCUUUUUUUUUCAAUUUCAAUUCCAAUCAGUUUCUCUUCAAAAAAAAAAAAAAACCCUAACCCUAAAUCUAAUCACUAAUUCUGGGCUCUCCUCUUCUUGAUCUCCAGUUCAAGCUCCUUCUUUGUCACUAUCAGUGAAAUGGUUUUGCUUCUCAAACCCGUAAUUUCAUUUAUAUACUCAUUACUACUUAUUUGCUUGUGUGUAUGUAAAUGUUAUGUAUAACUGAUAGCGAAAGCAUGAAGAAAAAACAGGAGGGAAAAAAGGUCCCUAGUGAAGGAAAUUUAUCAACGGAAAAGAGAAAAGCGGAAGAUGAUAUGGAGUCAGCAGAGAAGAGGAAAAGGAAGAAGAACAAGUGUCCUACUCCUCGUCCAGCAUGCUCAUGGGUGCAUUUUAGUCGGGAGUUUAUCAAGGAGUACAGCGCUUCCCAUCCUGAAUCAUGUGGUCUGAAAGCUGCCACAAAGGCAGCAUCAGAUGCCUGGAAGUCAAUGAGGGUGGAGGAGAAAGCAAAAUAUACAAAGCAAGCUCGUGAAUUGUGGGAUAGUUACUUGAGCACUGCUCCUGCUCGUAUCCCCAAGCCAAGGAAACAGACCAAACUAGUUACGAGAUGCUCUCCAGGCCGUUUGUUUAAUGUGCUUCAACGGCUCUCACCAGAACAAAAUGCUGCAGUGAAAAGCAUGGGAUUUGGCAGUCUUCUUGGCCUUAGAUGCCGGACCCUGCGCCGCAGCUUGUGCCUUUGGCUAUUGGAGAGGUUCAACACUGCAGGAUGCAGCUUGGAGAUUUGUGGCGUGUGCAUUCCUUUAUCCCCAAGAGACGUGGAGAUUGUGUUGGGAUUAGCAGCUAGCGGGAAAGAUGUGAUCAACUCAGGGCCUGAUGACUUAAUUGUCGACUUACGUCGCAGCUAUAAUGCUACAAAUCAUGGAAUUUCAGUGCGUCUUCUAGAAGAGAGGUUGACAGCUCCAGAAGCUGGAGAGGAUUUCAAGAGAUCAUUUGUCCUCUAUGCAUUGGGAACUCUUUUAUCCCCAACAGCAAGACUGGAUGUUAGCCCUUCAUUUCUCCAUUUCCUGACAAAUAUGGAUGUUGUCCAUCAAUAUAAUUGGGGAAAAUUCUUGCUUGAUCGUCUAGUGCGGGAAGUAUCUCGCUUUCACCAAGGAAAGCAACGCGCGGUUGGUGGCUGUCUUUUGUUUCUCCAGCUCUUUUACUAUGAGAGCAUCUCUGUUGAGGGAUCCCAUUUGUCAAAUUCUUCUGUUGUUCCUUGUUUGUCAUCAUGGGGUGAGGAAGAGAUUUCUGAAAGAGAAAAACAGCAAAGAGAGCUUGGUGGUUAUGGCUUUGGAGAGGUAAUUUGCAAGGAGAGGUGCACUGGCUUGGAGUUUUCAGAGUCCAGAGGCCAACUAGAUGGUUCAUCAGAAGGCAAAAUAAUCAGUGGGAAUAAUCAUGAUUCUGUUUUUGAGCAGCAAGCUAACCAGGCUGGCAAAGAAAUAAUGGACGGGAAUACUUAUGUGGAAGGGGCAAAUGUGCCAAGCCUUUUGACAAGUAAUGAUGUAUUGUGCGGGAACAUGGAGGUGGGUACUGAAUCAGCUUCAACAAUAUGCCAAAACAAAGAAUAUGACUGCAAUGGAACACUGAAUUGCAUAGAUGAUGUUAACCCUGAAGAAACAUGCAUCUUUUCACCCCAUGCGUGCCCUCUUCUAGACUGUAACUUUACUGGCUCAUCUGAACAGUUGUCACUACACUUCAGCAGUAAACAUUGGGACUGUGGAAGGCGUUUUAGGUACAACAUUCCUUUAUCUGUCUCAUUAGGGGUGAACGAGCAAUUCCUUGUUCUCCAAGCAGAGGAAGAUGGUGUUCUUUUUCUACUCGGCAAGGGCAUUGAGAGCUUAGGGAAUACAGUCAUCGUAACCUGUAUUGGACCAAGCUCAUCGCAGGACAGGUUCUUAUAUGAUGUCGUGGCAAGUAGAGGGGUAAGCUCUCUCAGAUUGAAAUCAUUAACGGAGUGUUUUCCUGGGAGGGUGGAAGGCUUACCUCCUGUAGAUUUUCUUCUGAUUCCAUUCGCUUUCCUUGGUCCUUCUGGGCAGCUUGACUUGGAGGUUUGUAUAUGGAGUUCAACCGAGCUAGGUGCAGAUUGCACUUAAUUUCUUUAACAAACAUUCUAGAUCAUCAUAUUUGUAAUGGUCUGAGAACAUUGUAUUUCUUCGUUCUAAAAUUAAUCGAAGAGUUGUAGAGUUAUUUCCAUAA